UUAAUAAUGUUUUUUCCUAUGUACGAAGAUUGUAUAUCAAGAAUGGUCUUAAAUAUAUAAAUGUAGUAAUGUGUGUGCAUGUUGUCCAGGUGUACGAGAUGUUUCUGAUCGGGUACCAGUUCCGCGUGCUGUCGCCGAUCUUCACGAUCCACUGGGGGCUUCAGGCGCGCCGCUCGCGCCCCCUGUGGCGGGAGAAGCAGAACGAGAAGAACAGGAAGCACUUCGAGACCUUCAAGCGGGAGCUGUUCGCGCGCUACAGGACGGACCCGCUGCACCUGCUGCGCCGCCCCCCGCAGAGGAAGGCCUAGGCCUCGGCGGG
Messenger RNA from Papilio xuthus (Asian swallowtail), 319 nucleotides. Its product is annotated as beta-1,4-glucuronyltransferase 1-like. Gene Ontology annotation, molecular function: glucuronosyltransferase activity. The transcript has a single exon. Gene Ontology annotation, biological process: protein O-linked glycosylation via mannose. The coding region runs from base 69 to 308 and encodes 79 amino acids. Gene Ontology annotation, cellular component: Golgi apparatus. NCBI's taxonomy places the organism in Eukaryota, Metazoa, Arthropoda, Insecta, Lepidoptera, Papilionidae. The record is from RefSeq and is a predicted model, not a curated record.